Molecule: messenger RNA, 13268 nt
Organism: Trichomycterus rosablanca
Lineage: Eukaryota; Metazoa; Chordata; Actinopteri; Siluriformes; Trichomycteridae
Gene: bsna
Product: bassoon presynaptic cytomatrix protein a
Exons: 13
Coding region: 225-12575 (4116 amino acids)
Biological process (GO): protein localization to synapse; presynaptic active zone assembly
Cellular component (GO): glutamatergic synapse; cytoskeleton of presynaptic active zone; GABA-ergic synapse
Molecular function (GO): metal ion binding; structural constituent of presynaptic active zone
Source: RefSeq, a predicted model, not a curated record
UUGGAAAGCGAGCGUGCUCUGAAGCAGUGCUGGCUGCGCGUCAGAAGCGCGUGCUCGUGCGCCGCUCCCGCCUCUUCCAGCUCCUCUAGAGCGCAAAACGGCAGGAGGAUGAUGGCGGAAGACAAGCAUCCUUGUUGAGUUACGACGGGUUACGACGUAGACGGUAUUUUAGUACUACGGACAGUCGCGAACGGUCUCUUCGGCGGCUUUGAAUAAAACAGGCUAUGGGGAACGAAGCCAGCCUGGAAGGCGGGGAGGUAGGGGUCGCGGGAGCUCCCGUAUCCGUUUCAGCAUCACCGAGCUCCGCUCAGCACAUCAAGCCUGUGAAUGGCGCUGCGCCUGGUGGUGGAGCAACUCUGGGAACGGGGUCGCCCAUGAACAGGCUGUCUGGAGCACCUCAAACUGCCAAAACAAGCUAUGGUCCUACAGGUGGCAUAGGGACAGGUGGGGGCCUGGGUACAGGUGGCAUGGGAGGAAUGGCAGGACGAGGAGACACCUACAGGCUGGCAACACAUGAGAGCCCCAGACCCUCUUCAACCCCUCCAUUACAGACUCACUCAUCCUCCCAAAGCAAAAGUGCAGACCAGGGUCCUGGGCAGCAUGCCUCUAGACGGAACCUUCAGGUGGACUUCAGCAGCAGCACUACAGGGCGAUCAGGUCGAUCCCCAUCUGUAUCUCCUGACCGGGGCAGCACACCCAGCUCACCUUACUCUGUGCCACAAAUAGCACCCAUGCCCAGCAGCAGUAAGCUGUGCCCAAUCUGUAACACCACAGAGCUGACCAAUGCUGAUGGAACACCCAACUUUAACAAGUGUACCCAGUGUCGUACCACUGUAUGCAACCAGUGUGGCUUCAAUCCCAACCCUCACCUCACAGAGGUCCAGGAGUGGCUUUGUCUGAACUGUCAGAUGCAGAGAGCAUUAGGAAUGGACAUGACAACUCCACGCUCCAAGAGUCAGCAGCAGAUUCACUCUUCUACCCACCAGUCAAAACCAGACUUGAUUAUUCCACCGCAUUCCCAGCCUUCUGCUCAGCCCAAAUCUCAAACACAACACCAAACCCAGCCACAUUCCAAAAUACAACCACAGACUCAAAGCCAGGCCUCAGUUGGCCCUCAGAUCCAGAGAGGAUCUACUGACUCUUACAAGACUGGACUUCAAAAUAUAGGCCCUGCAGUUGAAAGUGAACCCUCACAAAUUGGAUCUCAAGGAAUGCAAUCACGAACCCAGGGACAGAAUGUAGAGUUUGGGCAGAAAAGCCCAAGCAGACCAUUCCAAACUGGCCCACGGAUCCCCCACCCAGGUGCAGUGCCCUUACCAGGACUGACAAAGGCGCCAUCCCAGCCAGAUCUUCGCCAUGCAUCUCCAGUUCAUCAGAGACGAUCAGAGCAGAUCAAAAGUGCUGGGAGUUCUCCAGCUCGCCGUCCUUCCUCUGUUCAUGAGACCCCUCCUCAGGAUGGUCUUACCAAGCUGUUUGGUUUUGGGGCAUCAUUGCUAAAUCAGGCUAGCACACUUAUCUCAGUUGAUCCACUUCCUGGGGGUGGUACCUCAGCGCAUUCCUCACCUAUUAGGCAACAAGGUGCCCAGGGUGCCAAGGUGGUCUUUAGUGAUGCUAAUGCUAAAGCAGGUGCAACCAAACCGGGAAUGGGAGAAACUAUGUUUUCACCAGGCACUCACGCCCCUUUACAAAAACAGCCUUUGCAGCAGCCACAGUCAACAGCACAUCAUCAAAAAGCAUCACAAUUGCCAGCAAAUCAACAAAAGGGGCCACAGCAGCAGUCACUGGGACUUCAACAAAAGGGGCCACAGCAGCAGUCACCAGCACAUCAACAAAAGGGGCCACAGCAGCAGUCACCUGCACAUCAACAAAAAGGACCACAGCAGCAGUCACCGGCCCAUCAACAAAAGGGGCCACAGUCACCGGCACAUCAACAAAAGGGGCCACAGCAGCAGUCACUGGCACAUCAACAAAAGGCACCACAGUCAUCGGUAAAAGAGCCUCAAAAGCCCAAAGUCAACUGCCCCUUGUGUAAUACGGAGCUUAAUAUGGGAUCUAAUGAGCCCCCAAACUACAACUCCUGCACUCAGUGUCAUACACAGGUCUGCAAUAUGUGCGGCUUCAACCCAGCACCCCAUCUUGUAGAGAAAAAGGAAUGGCUUUGUCUGAACUGUCAGACCCAGCGUCUGAUGUCUGGAGGGCUUGAUGACACACCUCUUUCAGUUCCUUAUUCAUCACCAAAGCACCAGCCAAUGGGGUCUCCCCGGCAUCAAGUACUGGCCAGUCAGCAACCACCUCAGCAGCCACAUUUUCAGAAAGUCUCCAAUAAUCAGCAGACAGGGACAAGGACAAUGGCACCACAGCAGAAAGCCCAAGGAGCUGGACCUGUUCUCUCCACUGAAGCCAAACCCCUCAAACAGUCCUCUACAGCUCCUACUUCAACUACUGUAUCUGUUAGUGAAACACAAAGGAAGAACAAAACCAUACCAAAACUGGAAAAUGAAACUGAGCAUGUCUCAGCUGUACAUGUUGAAACUAAAUCUACUCAUAAAAAAGGAACAACAGAACCAAUUCUGACCAACACUGCAAUGAAGGAUGAAAAAAAGGACUUGCAGAGGUCCAGAUAUUAUGAGGAUACAAACAAAACAAACAGUACCCAUGACCUAUCCCGAAGCCCUCAGAGUCUAAGUGAUACAGGCUACUCCUCAGAUGGAAUAUCAAGCUCACAUAGUGAGAUUAAUGGCCUCAUUCAGGAGGAGGAGAUAAAAUUAAGUGAGCAGGGCAUGUCUGGGCAUGUAACACCACCAAGCCCAUCUGAGAUUACAAAACUAGAGAGCUCCAUGCGACCUCUUCUGGAGUCUAAAGUUUUAUCAGAAGGAGAGAAAACAUGGGACAGAGAGCAUGGGAGAGACAGAAAACACAGAUCCCAGUCAUUAUCCAUCAGUCCAGAUGAAUAUGACUCAGAUGAGGAUCUAGAGGAUAUAAUGGAAGAGGAAGAGGACACAGCUGACUGGGAGGCCAAACGAGGGCUUAGAGCAAUGGCUGAUUCAGGAAAAGAAAAAAAGAAAAAGGCAGAACGUGCCGAGAUCACUGAUGAAGAGUUCAUGCGAAGGCAAAUCAUGGAGAUGAGUGCAGAUGAAGAAAAUGAAGAUGAAGAAGAGGAAGAGAUGGAGGAUGAGGAUGAGGAAGAUGAUGAUGAGGGUUAUGGUUACCAAAAGACUAAAAAGAUACACAAGCACACCAGUGACUCAGUUAAAGAAAAGCGUCGUCUUACUCACCAUUCAAGCAGUUUUGAGGAAGAGAGCAAAACAAGUAGUGAAAUCUAUAAAGGCUCAGCUGAGGAAGGGGAGGAGGAGCUAAUUGGCUCACAAGGAGGCUUACGGAGAUUUAAGACAAUAGAGCUGAACAACACCAGCAGCUAUAGUCGAGACAUUGAGCUGAGCAAUGAAAAUGACUUGAGUAUGGACAGAGAGCCUGAACUUGAAAUGGAAAGCCUUACAGAUUCCCCAGAAGAGCGCUCAAGAGGGGAGUAUUCCUCCACUAUCCCACCCACCACCUCUAGCUACAACUCAGGUACAUCGCCUACGUCUAUUUCCUCAAUGGAAGAUGACAGUGACAGCAGUCCAAGCAGGAGACAACGCCUUGAGGAGGCUAAGCAACAGAGAAAAGCCAGACACCGGUCCCAUGGUCCACUUCUUCCCACCAUAGAGGACUCCUCAGAAGAAGAUGAGCUGAGAGAGGAGGAGGAACUUCUGAGGGAACAAGAAAAAAUGCGAGAAGUGGAGCAACAGAGAAUUCGAAGCACUGCUCGUAAAACUAAACGGGAUAAAGAAGAGCUACGGGCACAAAGGCGAAGAGAAAGAUCCAAGACUCCUCCCAGUAACUUAUCUCCCAUUGAAGAUGCCUCCCCAACAGAGGAGCUGAGACAAGCUGCUGAAAUGGAGGAACUUCAUCGCUCCUCUUGCUCAGAAUACUCACCAUCUAUUGAUUCAGAGGCUGAGGGCUUUGAAAUAUCAUCUAAGCUCUACAAGUCUGGAAGUGAGUAUAACCUGCCUACAUUCAUGUCACUUUAUUCGCCUACUGAAAAGCCAGAGACUACAUCUUAUACUACCAUUGCAACUACCUCAAGUGGCAAACCCCUAAAGAGUGCAGAAGAAGUCUAUGAAGAAAUGAUGAGAAAAGCAGAGAUGCUACAGAAACAACAAAAACAGCAACAACAGCAGUCUUGUUUAUCACAGCCAUAUAGCACUAGUGCCUACCAAGAUGAGGACAGAAGUAAUGAGCAGCAGUAUGAUGAUAUGUAUGAAUAUACUGAUCAAGAUGAUACUAUCUAUGACAAUGUGGAUACAAAUGACAUUUAUGAGGAAAUUCGCCAGACCUCACAAAACAUUACCAAACAGUUGGAUGAUCAAUUGGAAAUUGAUGUGUCUUAUACAGAUAAACAACUGCUAGACACAGGAUCAGCCUUUGCUAAACUCCUAGAGCAAAGCAAUGCCCUUCUGACCCCUGGCACAAGUCCAACACAGCUCUCAGCCCCUGUGUCAUUCUCUGAAACAGGAACAGGAGGACGAAUACCUGAUGUUAGAGUAACUCAACACUUCUCCAAAGAUGGGCAUAAGGAUAGACUGAGAGGUCCCGCUGGCAAACAUGUCAUCAUACCUGCUACCACUAUAACUGCAUAUGGAGUAUAUGCCAGGGAUACUGUCUCUCAAACAACUACCAGUCAAACAAUGACAACAAUGCAGUCCACUCUGUAUGACCACCAGACAGACAACACUGUUACAGCAACCACCAGCAUCUUAAGUGUGUCUAGCAAAAUAGCUGAAAUCACUCAGGCUUAUGGUCAACGAGAGGGAAAAAGGCCAUCGGACAGAGUCCACUUAAGAGACAAUGCCACUCCACCUGAGUCUGUAACUGAAGCACGCACUUCUAAAGCCUAUGCAUACUACAAAGAGAGUCCACCCCUUUCACCUACUUCAUCUCCUGCUUAUAGUCCAUCUCGAUCUCCUAACAGGAAAACAGCUGAAUUUUCAACUCAAACAUUUGGCCCCUCAGAGGCUUCUGGCCCUUUCUCUCCUGUAAUGGCACAGGCCACUCAGACACCUCAUAGGACUUUUUCAUCACGUCUUUUUAGACAGCAGUCUUCUCAGGAUGGUUCUUUUAUGGUGAUAACUAUUGGAUCUGAGCCCACCAGCCCGUCAAAGCCAGUAACUGUUAACACUGCCACCUCUCCCUUGUCCUCACCGACCAACUUUAGUUACCAGUCAAAUUAUGAAUUUUAUUCUUCACCUGUAAGCCCUCCAGACACACCGCCACAACAACAGUCACCGAGGCAUGGUUUCUAUGGAACCCAUAAAAUUGAGAGAGUUAAUGUUGGGACAAGCAUGGUAACUGCUGCAAGCACGUACAGUCGUGGCUCACUUUCAAUGGAAAACAUAUCUUUGUGUCGUAUUUCCACAGUACCUGGAACAUCAAGAGUUGAGCAAGGACACAAGCUACAUAGUGCAAGUGUUACAGACCUAAGAACUGCUAUUAGGUCAUCUCCAAUUAUUAUGACAGAUCAGGGACUGGACCUGACUUCAUUGGCCACUGAGGCACAAAAGUACUCGGGUAAUACUGAAGGGAGCCAUUCCACAACUAUCCAACCUCUUAUAAUGAACUUGCAGGCCCAGGAACAGACACAUGUGGUUGUCUCAACAGCCACAACAGUUAGUGUAACUGUUGCUGCCUCAAUGUUUAUAUCUCAACCCAAGCAUCCUAUGGCUUAUGGUGAUCCCCUUCAAAACAGAACUGAUUUGAGCCAGGGCAUGGGAACAGUGGUAUGUCUUCUACAGAACAAACAACCACCAGUUGACCCAUCUAUACCAAAUAUUGAUGCCAAGCUGGAAGAUCUAAGUUUUCAGCAGCAGCAGUUACUUAAGCAGCAGCAGAAGCUCCAGCAGCAACAAAAUCUCUUAGAGCAGCAACUUCAUCAACACCAUCAGCUUCAACAUCAGCAAGCUGCAUCAUUUGGAAAACUUAACCUAUCUACUCAGUUGCCACUAUUAAAGAAAGACCUAAUUGUUAGUCAGACAAGUUCUGCUCCUAUGGUCAGUGCAGUAUCCCCAUCUGUUAACACUGAUAUGUUUAACAUUGGUGGAUCAUUGGAGUUAAGGGCUAAGCCAAUAGAACCUGGUGCUGUAAACCUGGUAAAUGUCCAACCUCAAGUUAUGAUGGUCCAAGCAGAUGGUACACAAGGAUCACAUCUAACCCACCUUAUCAAAGCAAAGGAAGGGCAUGGUAUUAUAGAUCCUACAGAGCAAAUCAAGAAAGAGAAUCAAGUGGCUUGCUGUGAUGUAGUUUAUAACUUGCCGUUUAGUGGCAGCUGUGUGGGUGGUCCAUUUUCUCAAAAGCCAAUAGCAGAUGAGACAAUUGUUAGUGAGCCUUCACAGUUUUCUUCUGCACCACCACAACUCUAUCAACCAACAGAGUCUCGACAAGAGAAACAACAAUAUCAAGAUUUUGCAUCAAAAUCAUACACACUCCCUUUCUCUGGUCAGCUGCAGCCAUCCUUGUCUGAGACCAAUCUUGCAGAUGUAGGUUUCCAGCCUUAUCAAUCAAAGCCUGACACACACUUAAAAUCCUCUGGAGAAUUGACUAUGGAUUUAGUUAAGCAUGGCUAUGAAGGAGGAUAUCUUGGAUUAGGACUGCAAUAUGGCUCUUACACUGAUCUUCGGCAAGGUGAUGUGGCAGCUGCACCAUUACCUAUAAGAAGAUACAGUUCUCUGUCCAAUAUCAGUUCAGAUUAUGGAUACUCUUCACGUGACCUUGCUAGUUUCCAGGAGUCUAACCUUGCCCAGUAUAGUGCAACUACUGCUAGAGAGAUUAGUAGAAUGUGUGCAGCCCUGAAUUCAAUGGAUAGAUAUGGCAGCAACCCUGAUCUUCUACAGUUAGGUGCUGGACGAGUUGUUGGUCCACCUGGUAGAACAAGUUUGCAGCAAAGUUUUAGACCAAGCUUUAUGUAUGGCCAAGAUGGAAAGCCUCUUUCUCAAGCUCUUACUAGCCUAAUCAAUGCAAGACAAGCCAGCCUUAGAGCAAUGUAUCCAUCAGCUAUUAGGUCAGCUGAUGGUAUGACAUAUUCAACUAUUAACACACCUAUUGCAUCCACUGUGCCAAUCACAACACAGCCAGCAUCUGUGCUGCAUCCGUUAUUGAGAGGUGUUUAUAGACCAUAUAUAACACCAAAUAUGACACCAGUUCCUCUGGCUAGCCUCAACAGAAUGCCUUUGGCCCCCAGAAUGCCUCUUACAGGACAGGCACCUUACCAUUUCCCAACCCCCAGUAGUCCUUCUGUUUCAACUUCUGUUUCUACAAAUGUUCCGGUUGCAAUCACAAAAGAGCAAGAGGCACCUCUAUAUCUUGGAAAGUCUCCAGUAAGCUCUUCAGCUCCUUGGACGUCUGCAACACUAACUUCUACUGUUCAAAGCUGCCCAACCUCAACAAAUUUUGGAUUAACACAAGUGGCUUUGCCAGAAAGCCAAUCACAAUUUCAGCAACAACCAUUAAACCUUUCUCAAUCCCACUUUCACACUCAGUCUUCCACUUACAGUGAACUAUCAAAACAGGCACCUGCAACCACUGCAACAACUUAUGAACGACCUCUACAAGAAAUUGAUACAGAAGAAGACAGGCUGCAUCGUCAACAGGAACAGUUAUUAAAGUUUGAAAGAGAGAGAAUAGAGCUUGAAAAAUUAAGACAACUGAGGGUUCAGGAGGAACUUGAGAUGGAACGAGCAGAAUUGCAACGUCACAGGGAAAAAGAGCAUAUGUUAGUACAAAAAGAAAUUCUGGAGCUGCAGACCAUUAAACAGCAUGUUUUACAUCAGCAGCAGGCUGAAAGAGAAAACCAACUUGUCCUGCAGAGAGAACAACUUGCUCAGCAGAAACAGCAGCUUGAUCAGAUACAGUCACUGCAGCAACAGCUUCAGCAGCAUCUUAAGGAGCAAAAGAGACAAAAAACUGCUGCUUUUACUUCUCAACUUGUCUGUGACCAAACUGGCAGAAUUAUUCAGUCACAAGAGCUGCCAUCAGAUAUGCAAUAUGGUGAAAUUCAAGUGUCUUCCAGGUCCCUGCCCAACUCUUCAUCGGAGAUGUGCUUAAGGAAUAACGAGGGGCAAACAGAUCAUAGGUCUAUGCGGAAACAAAGAUCAAUGCCUCGUCUGCAGGAUGGUAUUGAGGGAGAGGUAACAAUGUUUUCCUUGCCCAGUAGGAUUGUAGACAGCAGUGUGCAAACAGAUGAUGAAGAUGAAGGAGAAAGAUACCUUAUGUCCAGGAGAAGAAGGACUAGGCGUAGUGUAGAUUGCAGUGUUCAGACUGAUGAUGACGAAGAUAAAGUCGAGUGGGAGCAGCCUGUCAGACGAAGACGUUCACGGUUCUCUAGGCACUCAGAAUCUGGGGCUGAUUCUAAAACUGAAACUCCAACGUUAGCUGCAGCUCCCAAAGUAACAUAUUCCAGUAUUGCCAUCCAAACUAUUCAGGACUGCUCUUGCCAAACAGAGACAGAACAGCUAGGGAAAACCUUCCCAGCAAUACAUGUUACUGUGCCAGACCCCAACAAAGUGGAGAUUGUCCACUACAUUUCUGGUCCAGAGAGAACCCAAAAAGGGCAAAGCUUAGCUUGUCAGACAGAACCUGAGUCCCAGUCUCAGGGUGUGGUAGUGCCACAAAUUGUGACCACCACAAUUAGCCCAUAUUCCAACAGUGCACUUGUGGCAUCAGCAGAUCCACUAGUCUCUCGUCAACAGAAUGUCUCAAAGUUUGAAAAACGGAAGCCAGAUCCUUUGGACAUUGGAUACCAGCAGCACCAUUUGCACAAUGAGUCGCUGUCCAGUGUGAUUCGGCAACCACCCAAAUCUCCUCAGGUGCUGUAUUCUCCUGUAUCUCCUCUGUCUUCACCACAUCGUAUUAUAGAGACAUCAUUCUCAUCUAGCGAGAGGCUAAAUAAAGCCCAUGUUACUCCACAGCAGAAAUCCUAUACAACUGAGUCAGCACAAAGACAUCAGAGCUUACCUCGGCCAAUGAAGAAUGUUCAGCGAUCUUUGUCAGAUCCCAAACCCCUCAGUCCCACAUUUGAUGAGCAAACCAAGGCUAGAAUAUCUCUUUACCAGCAGCAAGCACUUCAGAGUCAGUUAAUGGCACUUCAACAGAGCUCCCUCCUGAGAAAGGUUAAAAGAACACUGCCAAGCCCCCCACCUGAGGAAACUCAACUAUCAAUGGUAACCCCUGCCCUGCCCCAGAUGUAUGUGCCCUCAAUGCCCUCCUUGAAGACUGCUUCCCGUCCAGGCCUAGCAGCCAAGGCCAGUCUCCUGAAGGACCUGACCCAUGAAUUAAAGGCUGUUGAGCAGGAAUCUACUAAACUUCGAAAACAACAGGCUGAAUUGGAAGAGGAGGAAAAAGAGAUUGAUGCCAAACUUCGAUACCUAGAACUGGGUAUCACACAGAGAAAGGAAACUUUGGUGAAAGAUAGAGAAAGGAGAGAGCUGACAUAUCUGCGCUGUAUGGGUGACACACGAGACUACAUGUCAGAUUCUGAAUUAAACAACCUUAGACUGGCAGCUGUAGCCACAUCUGAAAACAAUGGGCUACUGACAAGACCAAGCACAGCACCUCUUAGCCAGUUUACCAGUGAACCGGACUAUACUGCUGCACAGUUUCCAUCUACGUCGUCUUUUAUGUCCUACCAGUACCCACAGAGUCAAUCAACUGCAAACGCCCCCCAGGCCUCUACAUUCCAGAGCACGGGAUUCAACCAGCCUCCCUAUCCUACAAUCUCCCAGGCCCAAGCUCUACCUCAGCCCACACCCCUGCAUACCCAUCAUCAUACCCCCUCUUAUCAGGCUCAAGGGACCUUUCCACCUCAAGGCUUCCCACCAAGCCAACCACCAUACCCAACAGAUCAUAGCGUACUACCUUCUUCUCAGCCAAGCCAUCCAGGAUUUCAUCCUUCUCAACCACCUGUUGGUCAAACUCCCUACCCAACCCACACUACACCAUACCCGAGCCAGACACCACCCUACCCGGUCAGUCAGGCAAGUACCUACCAGCCACUGGCAGAUAUACUAACUGUCCAUCAUAGGCCACGUCAGACUUCACUGGCUGACCUUGAACACAAGAUGCCCACUAACUAUGAGGUUAUAAGCAAUCCUACUGUUGUAGUAACAACCACAGUCCAGGAUUCUACAUAUAGCCAGUCUGGGUUAGUUCCAUCUUUUGGACAGUUUACCACAAGCAUGGCAAACAUGUACGGACCAUACUCAACCUCAGUUUCAAGUACUUAUGGUGGCUACCCAACUACCACAGCAAGUUCAUAUGGCUCAUAUACAACAACUUCAGCAAGUAGCUAUGGACAUUAUACUACAACUAUAGCUAAUACAUAUGGGUACACAACAACUACUGCCAGUUCUUAUGGACAGUAUACCACCACAAUUGCUAACACAUAUGGGCAGACAAUGCUGUCUGACCAUCUGCACUCAGUAGACAGCUCCUCUGCUUAUAAUGGAGAUAGCAUUUAUGGUUCUUCCAGUGUGGAGCAGAAUGUUCCAAGGAACUAUGUAAUGAUUGAUGAUAUAAGUGAACUUACCAAAGAGGGCAUGGGCACCACCUCAGACCCACACCGCAGUGAGGGCUAUGGGCGCCAUGGGGGUGAUGGACUGCACACACGAGGGGGGAGCUCCUACGGCAGACCAGAGGAUGAGCGUGAUGCAGAGAUGUACGAUCAUCACCAUGGCAGGGGUAAGAGCACUGGCAGCUACCAAGCACGAGGGCGAGAUACGCAUGGCCGGGUAGUGGGCAGCAGUAGUAUGGGUGGGGGAUCCACAUAUUACUGUGAUGACUACAAGUACUCAACAACCACAAAGACAACCCAGAGGAACCCCAUAAAAAACUUGACCUCAUCUAUCAUUUCUUCAAAGAGAAGCAAGCAUCGUAAGCAAGGCUUAGAGCAAAAGAUCUCCAGGUUCUCCCCAAUAGAGGAAGCUCGUGAUGUGGAGGCUGAUCUGGCCUCAUACACCAUGAGCACCUCUACUACAAGUGGUUAUGGCACAAGUUCGCGCUCACGAAAACUUCAAGACGAAAUUUGUGGGCUGAGACAGACUACAUAUGACCCACAUCGGGGCUACUAUGAUGAUGAACAUUUCUAUGGCUAUGGCAGGUCCCGCUCAGCUGGUUAUGGCAUGGAUAAGAUUUCUCAGGAGACGGGCUAUCGGAGCAGGUCUUAUGAACCGGACUAUACAGACCGAUCAUACAGGAGUAGCUAUGGCCGCAGCAGAUCUCAGUAUUCUGAAGAGGAAAGCCCAAUUAGUCCACUGGGAAAAUUCAUGGCCAGUAGGCAUACCUACUAUCAUCCAUCUCAUUCAUAUGGUUCAAGUCACUCUCUCCCCGAUGUACAGGACCAUAUUCGAGAUUUGCCACGGACCAUUGUCUACAAACCAGAUGAUAUGUACAUUAUAGACGAUAUGUGUUGCGCUAUGUCUGACAGUGAAGCCUACCAUCUCGGACAGGAGGAGACUGAUUGGUUUGAGAAGCCCCGAGAUGCUCGUGGUUCCCGUCACUAUAGCAGUAGCCAUACCUCCUCUGGAAGGCGUGGUCACGUCAAACACACAUACCAUGACUAUGAUGAACCUCCAGAAGAAGACCUUUGGCCACAAGAUGAAUAUGGCCAUUCACGUCACACAUCUUCUAGAGAGCAUCGUCACCAUGGUAGUGGAGGUUCUGGCAGACACUCUACUUCCCGCCACUCUGAUGAGCCUCGAUCAUCUAGAUCAUCUCGCUCCUCAAAGGACCCAACCAUGCGGCAUGAUUCACGAUCCUUGUCCUCUACUUCAGGAAAGGGAGGAGAUUCUCGCUCUCAGGGCUACCACUCUUCUGAUUACUCCCGUGACCCCUCAGGCCACCACCAUAGUUCACGCCCUGGGAAACAGUCCUCCCAUCACCAAGUUUCUUCCAGCAGAAAGCAGCAGGAUCCCCAAGGCCAUAUAUCAUCCUCUAGACAGCUGGGCUCAGCUGGUUUAGGGCAGAGAGGUUCUGGUGGACCUUCAAGCUCAAGCAGACAGCCUGCCUCUCAUCAGCUAGCUGAUGCACAGCAAAGUCAACGAACCCAGCUACAACAGCAGGCACAGACAUCAGCAGCUAGACCAGGACAGCAGACACCUACAGUGGGUGCUGUGCAGCCACAGCCAACGCAAGCCCAGCAACUCCAAGCUAAACCUGGCCAAACUGGUCCUGCAGCACGGGUUCCUACUGCAGGAGUACAGCCACCACCUGCUGCUACUAAGCCUGAACCUGUUGCUGCUCCAGUCACUGCUAUUGGAGCAAAAGCUGCCACACAACAACCUCCAAAAGCAGCCCAGCCACCGCUCACAGGAAUAGGCUCUAAGGCUGCUCCGAGACCUGGUGGAAUUGGCAGUGCUGCAGCAGGUCAGUCUGGUUUGGAAGGAGAAAGUGUGCUGUCUAAGAUUCUUCCUGGUGGAGCUGCAGAGCAGGCUGGAAAACUGGGAGAAGCAAUUUCUGGAUUCGGCAAGAAGUUCACCUCUUUGUGGUGAAGCAGUACAACUACAAGAUAUUCACAAAAAGAUUGAAAAUUUUUGAUUUGUCCUGGAAAAACCUAUGAAGUUAUAAUCUAUAAGAAACCCUUAAAAUAGAGAGAGAGGGAGAAAAUACAUCUGGGUAUACUGCCAACCAGAACUGGAAUCACAGGACUCCAUUUGCACUAGGCCUGGUUACAUGAUCACAGUUGCACUACGCAGCUUUCCUUUAGCAAGCCAAAGAGUUGCUCAGAAGUUGGAUUUACUUUGUCCUCCCUGUUCUGGCAAGCAAACACUACCAAAGAUGUCCGGAUACUCUACUACACAUACAAGAAUGACCGCUUCUCUUCCAGGCAAAUAGGCAGCAGUGUAACAAUGCAAAGGCAAACCUCAACUAUUUCUGCAUCAAUUAAUUCAAUGGGCAUCUCAAAAAUUCAAUCCAUGUUUAGCUUCACUACUGGAGGAAUGAAAAUGUUGCAGGUGAGGAGGUUCAUAAGUUUCAAUCACGUGUCAACAUAUCUGCUUGCUCUUGGCAAAAAGGUAGCAGUGCAUUGCUUGCCAGGAUUUGUGAUUCCACGUUUCUGUAGCUACUUAGACAAACUUGACUCCCCUCUUAUCUCAGGAAUGAUAAAAAAAUAAAAAAUUAAAAUUAAAAAAAUACAGCAAAGCUAAAAAUGUAAACAAGUUAAUAUAACUUCAUAGGUUUUUCCU